This is a messenger RNA of Anoplopoma fimbria (sablefish), 2133 nucleotides long. It is a transcript of the gene tdp1, whose product is annotated as tyrosyl-DNA phosphodiesterase 1. The transcript has 16 exons. NCBI's taxonomy places the organism in Eukaryota, Metazoa, Chordata, Actinopteri, Perciformes, Anoplopomatidae. Gene Ontology annotation, molecular function: double-stranded DNA binding; 3'-tyrosyl-DNA phosphodiesterase activity; single-stranded DNA binding. Gene Ontology annotation, biological process: single strand break repair; double-strand break repair. The record is from RefSeq and is a predicted model, not a curated record. Bases 124 to 1974 code for a protein of 616 amino acids. Gene Ontology annotation, cellular component: nucleus.
CCUGCGCACCUCCUGCACUGUGGUGUGUUUCAUGUGAAUGCAUUGUAUUAGGUUCGUUUAUUGGUGGAUUAAUAAGAGUCACAACAUCAUUCACUGCGCUGCUGCUCACAUAUCUGACUUGGCAUGUCUCAGGACAGUCAACAUGGCAGGUGGACCAUCUCCAGCAGUGAUGACGAUGAUGAGGCUAUCCCUCUCUCUGGGACGACAACGUCCAAGCCCCACCGACCCGCUGCAUCCAGUCACGGCUCCCAUCUGUCUGCUUUGCCCCCUAGCCCCAAACUGGAACCAGUAACGGCCACUGUGGAGCUGAAACCAGAACCAGCUCACACUCCAGUAUCCUCACUAGUCAUUGGCUCUGAGGCCAGACAGUCAGCAGCAACAAACCAGUUAAAUCCGGUGAAGUACGAAACCAGUCCAUCGUUGGCUGGAAAGCGAAAGAAAGAUGCGUCAGACGGCUCAGGCUGGGCUCUCUCAGACAGUGACGAUGAUGAUGAUGGAGAUGGGAAGGGGAAGAGGGCCCCUCCGAGCCCCAAAACAAAGAAACCCAAGGUUGAGACGGAGCGCCCUCCGAGUCCCUACGGUCGCCUCGCCUACAUCGACGAGCCAGACGACUUCUACGAGUCCACUAUUCCUUGUCUGAAUGACACCUACAGGUUUUACCUCAACAAAGUCACAGGUCUGGACAGGAAGUACAACAGUGGGGCUCUGCACAUCAGAGACAUUCUCUCGCCAUUAUUUGGGACCCUGAAAGAGUCAGUUCAGUUUAACUACUGCUUUGAUAUCGCCUGGAUGGUUAAGCAGUACCCAUCAGAGUUUAGGGACCGUCCAGUUCUGAUCGUCCAUGGAGAUAAGAGGGAGGCCAAGGCCCGGCUGCUCCAGCAGGCUAAGCCUUUUCCACAUAUUCGCUUCUGUCAGGCCAAGCUGGAUAUUGCUUUUGGAACUCACCACACGAAGAUGAUGUUGCUUUGGUACGAGGAAGGCUUCAGAGUCAUCAUUACGACCUCCAACCUCAUCAGAGCCGACUGGUACCAGAAAACACAAGGAAUGUGGAUGAGCCCCGUGUUUCCACGGUUACCAAAGGGCAGCAGUGAGAACGCAGGUGAGUCACCGACCUUCUUCAAGAGGGACCUGCUGGAAUACCUGGCGUCGUACCGCGCACCUGAACUCGAGGAGUGGAUCCGGCGAAUCGAAGAGCACGAUCUGUCAGAGGCCAGAGUUUAUUUGGUCGGCUCAACCCCAGGAAGAUAUGUUGGCUCAGACAUGGAGCGCUGGGGCCACCUGAAGCUGAGGAAGCUGUUGUAUGACCAUGCAGAUCCUGUUCCCGGGGAGGAGAGGUGGCCUGUGAUUGGCCAGUUCUCCAGCAUCGGCUCUAUGGGGCUUGAUAAGACCAAAUGGUUGACGGGGGAAUUUCAGCGCACCAUGACAACGCUGGGGAAAUCCUCUCUCCGUCCAGACACCCCCAUGCACUUGGUCUAUCCAUCAGUUGACGAUGUGAGGACUAGUUUAGAAGGCUAUCCAGCGGGAGGCUCUCUUCCCUACAGCAUCCAGACGGCUCAGAAACAACUCUGGCUCCACUCCUUCUUCCACCGUUGGAAGGCCACUGCAACAGGAAGGAGUCAUGCCAUGCCACACAUCAAGACAUACAUGAGGGCGUCACCAGAUUUCACUCAGCUUGCCUGGUUCCUCGUCACAAGUGCCAACCUUUCCAAAGCAGCAUGGGGUGCGCUGGAGAAGAACAACACUCAGGUGAUGGUCCGUUCAUACGAGCUGGGAGUCCUCUUCGUGCCCUCUGCCUUUAACAUGAAGACCUUCCCCGUUCACAAAAGUCAAUUUCCUGUCUCCUCCUCCUCUGGGUUCCCUGUGCCCUUUGACCUCCCCCCCACACCCUACUCUCCUCAAGAUCAGCCUUGGAUCUGGAACAUUCCGUACAACCAGGCACCCGACACACACGGCAACAUCUGGGUUCCCUCCUGAACACACACACACACACACUCUCACACACACAUAUAUAUAUAUAUAGACAAACCUCUCUGUUACUUUACAGCUGCUGUGUUUGUAUUUGUCAGUACUAUAGCUACAGUAGGUGUUAGUUGUCAGUAACAUUUAUUUUUAUACUUUAUACCUUUAUACCGA